CUUAAACGGCAAGCCACUCGACCCGAGUGCACGCCCCAAAAUUGUAGCGUUGGCACCGAAAUCCGGAUCCUCCCCACCUAACGGCUACGGCCCGCCAAUUCGCCAUGCCUCUCGCCCUCCUCCUCUGCCUCCUCGCCUGCGGCGCAGCAGGCGCCGCCGCCACCGCGCGCCCGUGCGCGUCGCCUUAUUCCGGCAGCAGCGCCUACCCGUUCUGCGACGCGUCGCUCUCCAUCCCGGCCCGCGCGCGCGCGCUCGUCUCGCUGCUCACCCUGGACGAGAAGAUCGCGCAGCUGUCCAACACGGCGGGCGGGGUCCCGCGCCUGGGCAUCCCGCCCUACCAGUGGUGGUCCGAGUCGCUCCACGGCCUCGCCGACAACGGGCCCGGGGUCAACUUCUCCUCGGGCCCCGUCCGCGCCGCCACCACGUUCCCGCAGGUCAUCCUGUCCACCGCCGCCUUCAACCGCUCGCUGUGGCGCGCCGUCGCCGAGGCCGUUGCGACGGAGGCGCUCGGCAUGCACAACGCCGGCCAGGCCGGCCUCACGUACUGGGCGCCCAACAUCAACAUCUUCCGAGACCCGAGGUGGGGCCGUGGCCAGGAGACGUCCGGGGAGGACCCCGCUGUCGCCGCCGCGUACUCCCUCGAGUAUGUCAAGGGCUUCCAGGGGGAGCAAGGGGAGGAAGGCAGAAUCAGGCUCUCUGCGUGCUGCAAGCACUAUACAGCGUAUGACAUGGAGAAAUGGGAAGGAUUCUCGAGGUACACCUUCAAUGCCAAGGUAAAUGCACAAGAUUUGGAAGACACGUACCAGCCGCCUUUCAAGACCUGCAUCCAGGAGGCUCGUGCUAGCUGCUUGAUGUGUGCAUAUAACCAGGUCAAUGGCGUGCCUAUGUGUGCUAACAAAGAUCUUCUACAGAAGACCAGGGAUGAAUGGGGCUUCCAGGGGUAUAUUACAUCUGAUUGUGAUGCUGUGGCAAUUAUUCAUGAAAACCAGACAUACACUAAAUCAGAUGAAGAUUCGAUAGCAAUUGUUCUUAAGGCAGGAAUGGAUAUCAACUGUGGUUCUUUCCUAGUUCGGCAUACUAAGUCAGCAGUUGAGAAGGGAAAGGUUCAAGAACAAGAUAUCGACCGUGCCCUUUUUAAUCUAUUCUCUGUUCAAUUGCGUCUUGGAAUAUUUGAUAAGCCCAACAACAACCAAUGGUCCACUCAACUAGGGCCCAACAAUGUGUGCACGAAAGAGCAUAGAGAGCUUGCAGCAGAAGCUGUAAGGCAGGGUGCUGUCCUUCUGAAGAAUGACCAUAGUUUUUUGCCUCUGAAGAGAAGCGAAGUUAGACAUGUUGCCAUCAUUGGACCAUCUGCAAAUGAUGUGUAUGCGAUGGGUGGAGACUAUACAGGUUUCACAUCACUACCUCAAAUGAACAUUUUCUUAACUUACUAUUUUGCAUACAUUUUAACAUUAUAUUCACUUUAUUCAGGUGUAGCCUGCAACCCGACGACCUUCCUUAAGGGCAUUCAAGCCUAUGCUACACAAACAACCUUUGCCGCUGGAUGCAAGGAUGUUUCCUGUAACUCAACAGAAUUGUUUGGCGAAGCUAUUGCUGCAGCUAAAAGAGCCGAUAUUGUUGUUGUAGUUGCUGGCUUGAACCUGACAGAAGAGCGUGAAGACUUCGAUAGAGUGAGCCUUCUCCUUCCAGGCAAGCAGAUGAGCCUCAUACAUGCCGUUGCUAGUGUAGCGAAGAAGCCCCUUGUGUUGGUUCUCUUAGGUGGUGGUCCUGUUGAUGUUUCAUUUGCUAAGCAAGAUCCACGAAUUGCAAGCAUUCUUUGGCUCGGAUAUCCUGGUGAGGUUGGUGGACAGGUCCUUCCGGAAAUUCUUUUUGGAGAGUACAACCCAGGAGGAAAGCUGGCUAUGACUUGGUAUCCCGAAUCCUUUACUGCUAUUCCGAUGACUGAUAUGAACAUGAGAGCUGACCCUUCACGAGGCUACCCUGGGAGAACAUAUCGAUUUUACACUGGCGAUGUAGUGUAUGGUUUUGGAUACGGUUUAAGUUACUCCAAAUAUUCGUAUAGCAUCUUGUCGGCUCCAAAGAAGAUCACCAUGUCGCGUUCAUCAGUUUUGGACAUUAUUAGUAGAAAGCCUUCAUACAUAAGGAGGGAUGGACUAGACUUCGUGAAAACUGAAGAUAUUGCAUCAUGUGAAGCUCUGGCAUUCUCUGUUCAUGUCGCUGUUUCAAAUCAUGGUAGCAUGGAUGGGAGUCAUGCUGUUCUUCUGUUUGCGAGAUCGAAAUCAAGCGUUCCGGGCUUUCCUAUCAAACAGCUGGUUGGGUUCGAGCGUGUCCACACGGCGGCUGGCAGUGCAUCCAAUGUGGAGAUUAGCGUCGACCCUUGCAAGCAUAUGAGCGCAGCCAAUCCUGAAGGCAAAAGGGUACUGUUAUUGGGUGACCAUGUUCUGACGGUGGGUGAUGAAGAGUUCGAAUUAUUCAUUGAACUCUGACAGGGAUGUACCAAGCCUUACCAUUUACGGAUCUGAAAUUUGGAAUAAUCUGAUGAAUAAAACUUGUAAAGAAACACGCUGUAAAGAUUCAUCAUUGAACUGGAUGCAAGUACAGUAAACAUGCUGUAAAGAUUCAUCAUUGAGUUGGAUGAUAAUACAGUUGCAGCCAUUGCAG
This is a messenger RNA of Sorghum bicolor (sorghum), 2661 nucleotides long. RefSeq names its product probable beta-D-xylosidase 6. The record is from RefSeq and is a predicted model, not a curated record. Gene Ontology annotation, cellular component: plant-type cell wall. Gene Ontology annotation, molecular function: xylan 1,4-beta-xylosidase activity; alpha-L-arabinofuranosidase activity. The coding region runs from base 105 to 2486 and encodes 793 amino acids. The transcript has 5 exons. Lineage: Eukaryota; Viridiplantae; Streptophyta; Magnoliopsida; Poales; Poaceae. Gene Ontology annotation, biological process: xylan catabolic process; arabinan catabolic process.